Messenger RNA from Mastomys coucha (southern multimammate mouse), 4780 nucleotides. It is a transcript of the gene Spry4, whose product is annotated as sprouty RTK signaling antagonist 4. The coding region runs from base 294 to 1196 and encodes 300 amino acids. Lineage: Eukaryota; Metazoa; Chordata; Mammalia; Rodentia; Muridae. The transcript is spliced from 2 exons. Gene Ontology annotation, biological process: negative regulation of Ras protein signal transduction; negative regulation of MAP kinase activity; animal organ development. The record is from RefSeq and is a predicted model, not a curated record. Gene Ontology annotation, cellular component: membrane; cytosol.
GGCGCGCGUGCGCACUGGAGCUCUCUGCCCUCCCAUUCAUAAAAAAGCCAUUUUCCCAGGCAAGGGUUGCAACAUCGCCUCGGAGGCAGCGAGCAGAGCUGACAGCGCGGAGCUGGCGCUGCAGGGCUCAGGGAGCCUUACCGGCUCCUCUGACUGGCGUCUGCGACUUCAACAGCGACUGACCCACUCGGGUUCGGGGAUUUACACAGACGUGGAGCGAUGCUUGUGACUCUGCAGCUCCUCAAAGACCCCUAGAAGCCUGUCCCUUGGUGCAGUUCAGGACCUCCAGCCUCAUGGAGCCCCCGAUUCCACAGAGCGGCGCCCCUUUGAAUCCCAGCUCAGUCAUGGUGCAGCCCCUCCUUGACAGCAGAGCGCCUCACAGCCGGCUCCAGCACCCACUCACCAUCUUACCCAUUGACCAGGUGAAGACCAGCCACGUGGAGAAUGACUACAUAGACAACCCUAGCCUGGCCCCUACUACGGGUCCCAAGCGGCCCCGGGGAGGGGCCCCAGAGCUGGCUCCCACACCUGCCCGCUGUGACCAGGAUGUUACUCACCACUGGAUCUCCUUCAGUGGUCGGCCCAGCUCUGUCAGCAGCAGCAGCAGCACUUCCUCCGACCAGAGGCUCCUAGAUCACAUGGCUCCACCACCCGUGGCUGAGCAGGCCUCACCCAGGGCAGUGCGCCUCCAGCCCAAGGUGGUCCACUGUAAGCCGCUGGACCUGAAGGGCCCGGCAGCUCCGCCAGAGCUAGACAAGCACUUCUUGCUGUGUGAGGCCUGUGGGAAGUGUAAGUGCAAGGAGUGUGCGUCCCCUCGGACGUUACCCUCCUGCUGGGUCUGCAACCAGGAGUGCCUGUGCUCAGCCCAGACCCUGGUCAACUAUGGCACAUGCAUGUGUCUGGUGCAAGGUAUCUUCUACCACUGUACUAAUGAGGAUGAUGAGGGGUCUUGCGCUGACCAUCCCUGCUCGUGCUCCGGCUCCAACUGCUGCGCCCGCUGGUCCUUCAUGGGCGCUCUCUCUCUGGUGCUGCCCUGUCUGCUGUGCUAUCUGCCGGCCACAGGCUGCGUUAAGCUGGCCCAGCGCGGCUAUGACCGCCUGAGACGCCCCGGUUGCCGCUGCAAGCACACGAACAGCGUCAUCUGUAAGGCAGCCAGCGGGGACAGCAAGGCUGCCAGGUCCGACAAGCCUUUCUGACACUUUGGAUGAAAACGUGGUCCCUCCUGCCAGUCUCCCGAGGCUGACCUUGCUCUCCUAAGACCCUAGAUUGAGAAGAAGAAACCGGCAGAGAACACUACUGCCUAGCCUUGAUUCCCCCAAAAGGAUGAAGAUGCACUUUGGGGGGGAGGGUUCACAGUCUUGGAACUUUGUUAAACAACAGUGACAGCGUUGGGGUAUGGUGGAAGGGGGCCAGUGUUCCUAUUUCAGAAGAUGGAAGACAGAUGUGGACACAGAAUCUGCACAUUCAGCCACUCGAUGGCCUUCCCAGCCCCUCUGCUCCCUCCCACUUUGCCAUUCUCUCUGGCUCCUGAUGGAGCCUUCUACCUGGGAGGAACAGCUAAUGGGAGGCAAGAUACCUCGAGGAAGACCCUCAGAGCCUUGACUUCUAUCUUUGCCGCCGCCUCUGUCCAUGCCUGUUGGCCUUGGCCUCUUGGGAAGGUGCACCUUAGCGAUUCCUGCUGUAUGCACUUGAUGGGCCGAGAACAAAAUCGCCGGUAAGCCGCCAUCUCCCUGGAGCUGCAGGCUGGAGAAGGAACCACCUGGCAGUGUGUUCCUCCUAGCUUUCGAUCGCUGACUUGGGGGUUGUCCGCUCAUCGCACCAUCCUCCAGUUCUUAACCGAGUCACAGACUGGCCUGCCUGCUAUGUGUCCUGAGCUCUUUCUACUCAGGUUCUUUGUAGAAACUUGCUGGGUUCAGAACGCCAGGAUGACACAAGCAAGACCAAAUAUCAUUUUGCCAAUGAGUCUGAGGCUGUGGUCUCUGGAUCCAGCCAUGAUGUUUUUAUAUGUUUAAUUAAACUAGAUGCUAUUGGUGUUUAAACAAUAAUAAUACAACAACCUGCUUCCUUUUGGGCCACCCCCCCAGGAAGGGCUGAUUUCAAAUCUGGGGGCAAGCAACCUCAAAGGAACCUUUCCCCUGCACGUCAAGAAUGGCAAAGAAGAGGCUGUAUCUCCCAUUGGCAGAAUGACAGUUGAGCCGAACUAGGGUUGGGUUUUCUUCUGAUUCUGCUGCUUGCUGUCGUAGCCUUUUGUGUAUAGUGAUGCGUCUGUCUUUAUGUAAAUAGAGAGAUGACAGAGUCUAUCUUAGUGUUAGGAUGGCCCCCGGUGGGGAAGUCAGAAGGUGCCAGAGAGGGUGGGGAACGAUUCUCCAGGGGCUGCUGGGUUUGAGCCCCACUUUUUGUGUGCAGCACACACCCCCCUCCCAACAGCCCCCAAAGACGUAGCAACUCUUUCUCUCACGGUGCUAAAGGACUCAGAAAGCGCAGCACGUCCAGUGGGUAGGUACUUGUUGCAUGCAAAAAGCUGUCAUGUCUCUGGUCCUUGCCCCAGCUGUUGUGGUUUUUUUUUUUGUUUGUUUUGUUUUGUUUUUUGUUUUUGUUUUGUUUUGUUUUGUUUUGGUUUUUUGGUUUGGUUUGGUUUUUUUUUUCUUCUUUGUGUGGUAUUUUGUCCCCAUCCCUGCCUCUAAUUCAAGAAAUAGCCUGGGUUGGAAGAGGUACCCCAGGUAAAAUUGGGAGAGCAUUAGGCAAAAAUCAUGUGGAGUAUUUCUGGUUCUUUUGUGUGAGCUGCCCCCAGGGAGGAGGCAGGGAGCUGAGAGUGGAGUGUACCUAUUGCUCUUUUCUCAAGGAUUCAUACACCCACCCCCCACUCCCACCUUGGAAGCUACUAGUUGUAGUAGUAACACCAUAUGAUUUAAUUGUUACCAUAGGUAUUUAUUGGUUGGAGGAAGGUAGGGUUUUAUUUUCAGCUUUAUUUAUGUAACAUUUACUGGCUUGUAAAAGGCAAGUAUAAAAAUCCUGCAUCUUCAUCGUCUAUAGCUAAUCCAUACAUAUACCUGCCCGUGCCACAAUUGCAGUGUUCUUGCACAGAUCGGAAGGAAAGAUAGAAGACAAACCCUGAGAUCAGCAAACCACUUAACACUAGUUGAAUGUAUUAGAAGCUUUCUGAAGGGGCUGGAGAUGUUUUCCUCAGAUAUGAGGUAUGUUGGAGGGAACCCCCCCCCAAAAAAAAACAAUAGCGCACAUGUGCACUCUUUCUGAGAAGCCUGGGAGCUGGGCGCUUUGCCCGGGGUCCCUCCCACAAUUUAUCUCCACAGGACAGCUGACCCAGUGGCAAGUUGCACUUUGGUGAUCUUGGUCUGCCCACUUCAUGUGGACAGUUGAGCUACAUAAGCCGUUUAUGUGCACAUGCACACGUGACACUCACAUGCACAGACCCUCUACCACACAGACCCUGUUACCUGGCAACUCCUUCCAAACCUUAACUUUGUGUACAUAGCUGUAAACACGGAUUUGGGGGGGGGGUUGGUUUGCUUCCCCACCCCAGCACCCCCUUGUUUUGGCUUGGGAAUGAUGUCUACAGAACUCCCCCCCACUACAUCCCCCAGAAGUUACUUUGGGACCCACUUGCUCAGUGGUAAGCGAAGGGGUGAAGAAAGCAUCCUUUCUCCUCUGUUCUGUUGUUUUUCUCUGGCUUCUUGGCAAACAACUACACAUGGGGGAUGCAAACACACACACAAAAAGGGGUAGUUUGUUUAUAGGGCCCCCAUGCCCCUUCCCAGGUUAGUCAACAGGCAUUGAGAGUACAGGCUCUCACAACCAUCACAUUUCAAAUGUAGCUGUUUCUGACUCGUUUGCUAGCGUUUGCAGCUUGCUUGGCUGAGUUACAUCACUUCAAGAGUGCCAGCUGGUUCCCACUUCUAGACCUGGGGUGGGUGUCAGUUGUGCCUGGAGCCAAGGAUGGCAUCCAAGGUACCUUGGCUACUUGGUUUCCCCAUUGUAGGGAAAGGCUUGUAAGCGCACUAGGGGCGGAGUCUAGGCUAGCAACACCUUCCAAGGUACCGGGAAAGCUCCUCAAGGCAGGUGAAGGGAGUAGAGAGCAGCCCUUGCUGUCGGGCCCUUCUUAGCCGCUGGGAGGCAUCCUUGUGAUUGUGAUAGGCUCUUUGAGCUAGUGUAGUCUGCAUCGAUGGGGUCCAGCUGGAUCACAACGCCAAGGGGGACAAUACGUACCAAGUUGGUCAGGGCCAGAACCCAGGUACCCAUCACUCUGAUGCAGCUUGGUCUCCAGUGCUGCUCCAAGAAGUGGCUGAAGUGUGUGGGCAGCACAAAUUUGCACUGUACAAUUUACUAGAACAUCCGGGGCUCCCCUGGCCUCCUGGUGUAUGCAUUUGGUGAGUAGCUCCACGCCCUCCCCGCUCUGUAAUGGUGGAUGUUGAUCCUGUGUUUCCAUUUUGAUUGUGGGUGACUGCUGUUUCUUAGCUUGCUUUUCUCUUGUGUCCUGUGGUUGAUUUCCUGUUAGCAGUAGAGCUGUGCCCAGUGCCCCACUUCACCACAUUCCUGUGUUCUCUGUAGCCCCCCAGUUCAUCCCGCCACAAAAGUUACCACAGAAGGUUUCCUUUGUAAAAAAUAUUUAUUUUGAAGCUCUAUUUUAAUAGUAUUUAUUUUAGAAAGUCUACUAUUGUAAGAGUUCUUCUGUUUGUGAAGAAAACAAGUUAAAAACUGAAUGUACUGAUCUAGAAGAUAUCUAUAAAUAUAUAUUGUUAAAUAUACACAUGGCUGCCAUUCU